AUGGGGAACAGUGCUGCGAGCAAUGCUGGGAAGACUAUUGCCAAGGGCAUGAAGCUCCCGAACGUAACCUUGGAUAAGGGCUUCCCGCCGAAGAAGAUCCCGCUUCAAGAGAUCAUCGGUGGCAAGAAGGUGGUGAUGGUGGGCUUGCCGGUCCCUGGCUACUUGGCAAAACAAGCUGAUCUGAAGGCCAAGGGCGUCUCUGAUGUCAUUGUCUACUGCGUGAACGACACCGCUGUGAUGGAUGCUUGGGCGAAGGAUCAGAAGAUCGAUGGCUCCAUCGUGUCUUUCUACGGUGACAGCGGCUCUCUGCUCACCAAAGAGAUUGGCCUUGAGUUGACCCAUGCUGGGGUCAUGGCUGCUUUGGGCAACCCCCGGUGCAAGAGGCAUGCCAUGAUUGUGGACGACAUGGAGGUGAAGGAAGUUUGGGUCGCGGCCUCGGAGGAGGACCCCGCUGGUGACUCCAAGCCGGAGGACACGAUGGUCGACAACGUUCUCAAGAACCUCUAG
Molecule: messenger RNA, 507 nt
Organism: Symbiodinium sp. CCMP2592
Lineage: Eukaryota; Dinophyceae; Suessiales; Symbiodiniaceae
Source: the annotation of a GenBank genome assembly